Molecule: messenger RNA, 1680 nt
Organism: Scedosporium apiospermum
Lineage: Eukaryota; Fungi; Ascomycota; Sordariomycetes; Microascales; Microascaceae
Exons: 4
Coding region: 1-1680 (559 amino acids)
Biological process (GO): thymine catabolic process; L-valine catabolic process
Cellular component (GO): mitochondrion
Molecular function (GO): methylmalonate-semialdehyde dehydrogenase (acylating, NAD+) activity; malonate-semialdehyde dehydrogenase (acetylating, [NAD(P)+]) activity
Source: RefSeq, a predicted model, not a curated record
AUGUCGGCCCUGGGGCAGUCGGGAUCCGGCGCCCAUCCUGGCUUGACAUUCCCCCAGGUUGGCCUCCGACGCUCUGCUGCCUUUCAACCAUCCCAUGCUCCUCCUCAGAAUAAGGCCUCUCCCGUGCCUCACGCCGCUUCUCCCUACCAGCAGCAAGCCUACGCUCCCCAGCAGCCUCCGCAGGCUACGUACAGUCACCAUCUCUUCAACCAGGCCGCCGUCAACGGCAAUGUUGGCAACGCCCAGACUCGAGGCCCUCAGAGCCAUGUGCCCGGUGCCGUCGUCCAGGCGAGGCAACGGGCGGCUCCUCCGCGACAACAAACGCCAUCGAUGAUAGUCAUCCCGCACAUCAGACCCAUCAGCCUCAUCAGACUCACCAGUCUCUCCAGCACCACACUCAAACACAUCAGAGUCACCCUUCCCACCAGACUCAGCAGACUCAUCAAACGCACCAAACGCAGCAGCACCAGGCGGCUGCUCACCAAGCCCAUCAGGCGGCACACCAAGGACACCUGGCGCAUCAAGCUGCUGCUCAUCAAGUUCAUCAGGCGGCCCACCACGCCCAUCAAGCACAUCAAGCCCACCAGGCAGUUCAGCAGGCAGCGGCAGCGCAGCAAGCAGCAGCGGCAGCCCAUCAAGUACAUCAGGCCCACCAAGCCCACCAAGCUCAUCAAGCCCAUCAGGUCCACCAGGCGCGCUAAGCCGGUGGCCAAGUCACAGCCACCGGAAUCUCCCGCGCAGCCUCAGGAACAGCAUGUUCCCGAAGCGAUGGAAACGGAAACCCAUGCCGAGAAUGGUGAGGAUGAGAAUGCUGCUGAUGCCAAGCUCGGGGACAACUCUCCGUUUGUUCCCCGCCAGCCUAUGGGAGAGAUGAUGUCUCCACCACCCGAGGGCGGAAGUUACCCCACCUUGGAAGCAGUUCACAAGAGUGUGUUACAAUACUGCACAUCUGUCGGCUAUGCUAUUGUUAUCGGUCGGUCAAAGAAGACUGUCCCUGGCCUGAAAAAGGUUCUGUUUGUGUGUGACCGUGCGGGCAAGCCGCCUAGUCGCGUCAGUCCCGAGGCCCGCAAGCGCAAGACGUCCUCUCGCAAAUGCGACUGUCCCUUCGGCUUCUUUGCUAUCGAGCAGCGAACCCAAUGGACCAUUCGGUACCGCCCUGACCCCCAACAUCUCAGACAUAACCACGGCCCGAGUGACAGUCCACUCCAGCAUCCGGCAGCGCGAAAACUCGAUAGUAAGAUGGUGGCAGCGGUGAAGUCGCUGAAAGAAAACGGUGUCGGCGUUAGCCAGACGCUCGAAAUCCUGCAAACCGAAAACCCCCACGUCCCCCUCCUCCCGAGAGAUAUAUACAACGCCCGAGCGGCUAUCAACAGAAACCCGCAAAAGGUUGCUACCGGCCUGGCUGAGAAUCGUCCGGCCAUAUAUAGCAAACCACAUCCAACCGCCGAGGAACGUAUACGAGCCGAUUUACGACGAGAACUGGCCAAGACGCGAGAAGAGCUCGAGAAACUUAAGGAGGAGAAAGAUAAAGAGGUAGAGGCUCUGAAGGCUACCAUUGCUGAGAAAGACAAGGUGAUCGAAAAGUUUGAAAUGUUUAUCGAUAUAUGCAACCAAAGGGUCAUGGUACAGCGAGAGAGACUGGCUGAGGACGGCGGUGCUAGGGGUGCUGGCGCCAAGUGA